AAAAGGGGUGGUCACGUGCGGCUGGUGGCCUACGGUCACGUGACGGGCGGCGGGGCGCAGGCAACCCAGGCUGGGAGUUCUCCCGAGGGAAAGCCGAGUGAAGUGGGGGACCCGGAGGCGGUGACAAUGAGUUUUCUUGGAGGCUUUUUUGGUCCUAUUUGUGAGAUCGAUGUUGCCCUUAAUGAUGGGGAAACGAGGAAAAUGGCAGAGAUGAAAACUGAAGAUGGCAAAGUAGAAAAACACUAUCUCUUCUAUGAUGGAGAAUCUGUUUCAGGAAAGGUAAACCUAGCCUUUAAGCAGCCUGGAAAGAGGCUAGAGCAUCAAGGAAUUAGAAUUGAAUUUGUAGGUCAAAUUGAACUUUUCAAUGACAAGAGUAAUACUCAUGAAUUUGUGAACCUAGUGAAAGAGCUAGCCUUACCUGGAGAACUGACUCAGAGCAGAAGUUAUGAUUUUGAAUUUAUGCAAGUUGAAAAGCCAUAUGAGUCAUACAUCGGUGCCAAUGUCCGCCUGAGGUAUUUUCUUAAAGUGACAAUUGUGAGAAGACUGACAGACUUAGUGAAAGAAUACGAUCUUAUUGUUCACCAGCUCGCUACCUAUCCUGAAGUCAACAACUCUAUUAAAAUGGAAGUGGGCAUUGAAGAUUGUCUGCACAUAGAGUUUGAAUAUAAUAAGUCAAAGUAUCACUUAAAGGAUGUGAUUGUUGGAAAAAUUUACUUCUUAUUAGUAAGAAUAAAAAUACAACACAUGGAGUUACAACUGAUCAAGAAAGAGAUCACAGGAAUUGGACCCAGCACCACAACAGAAACAGAAACAAUCGCAAAGUAUGAAAUAAUGGAUGGCGCACCAGUAAAAGGAGAAUCUAUUCCAAUAAGGCUAUUCUUAGCAGGGUAUGACCCAACUCCCACAAUGAGAGACGUGAACAAGAAGUUUUCAGUAAGGUACUUUCUGAAUCUCGUGCUUGUUGAUGAGGAAGACAGAAGGUACUUCAAGCAGCAGGAGAUCAUCCUGUGGAGAAAAGCACCUGAAAAACUGAGAAAACAGAGGACGAAUUUUCACCAGCGAUUUGAAUCUCCAGAAUCACAGGCAUCUGCAGAACAGCCUGAGAUGUAAGCCAAAUAGGACAGAGUGGCAAGAACAGGAACUGGAGCCAAGAGGUGAAGCUCAGCAGAUUAAAGAUGGUUGGUCGCAGCGUGGGCAAAGUCUGACUCCGUGUCUGCUAGUCUUCCUUAUCCUAAGUGCUGCAUUUAUUUUACAGUAUGAAUAAAGGUUCUUUGUGUAUAUACAUUUUAAAACAUGCUUUCUUGGAAACACUGGAGAAUUCUUACGCUGCCUUUUUUGUUUUCUUUUGUACUGCACACUGAUAAGCACUCAGAUGCAUCAGCAUAAACAUUAAGGAUUUUUUGUGUGAGUCAGCUGGUAUUUGUAAUUUUGCUUUCUUUAUGCAAAAUUUGAAAGUCUUUAUCUCUUUUUUCAUGCUAAUGAUUACCUCUUAUUCUCUAUGUGCAAAAAAAUUAAAUAAUUUUGUUCAAGUAAAAUGAGAAAACCUGGGCAGCCCUUAUGUCCUGCAAAGUUUUAAGGUGUGGCUCCUCAGUAUUUUUGAGAAUUGUGUUUGUUUUUACAUGUGUAUCAGAAACCAAGCUGGUGUUGCAUGGUAGGUGCUUCUGAUCUACCAUUUCACAGCCUCAUGAAUUUUCAUCUUUGAGGUCUCUGAGGUAUAUUAGGUUUUUUCACCCAAGGGAUUACAUGGCAUGUUAUUGUGGCCCUCUUCCCACAUUAUUACUUUCUGCAUCACUAUGUAGGUUCUACAGUGUGAGCUGACACGUUGUUAAACCUGAAUCACUUCCCAUAAAUACUUUGAAACAUGUAUAUAUACACUUUAAUUUAAAGACUUUCCCCAUGCGAAUGCUUGUAUUCACGUGGGAAUGCGUGGGCUCAGGAGGACCUGUGAAGCAUCUGCAGUGUCCGGAUCCCGGUCUUGUUAGAUGGAGUGCUGGCUAGUUCACACUCACAUUCAGAUUUCACCUAGUCUAUUUAAAAAAAAAAAAAAAAAACACUAAGUUCAACUCAGUUGUUCAGUGUCUCUAAAGAAGGCUGCAGUCAUCUGAGCACAGACACUACUGUGGACUCUGGGGGCAGGACAGAGCCUGCUGUGUGGGAGCUGUGGUCACUCAUGGGCCAUUGGUUUUAUUGUGCCAUUAUUCUUGAUACAUCUCAGCUAACCUAACUUUCUGAGGAAGCUGAACAGCACAGUUAUGUUUCUUUAAACCUAUUUUACUAUGAUGGCACUUUGAUAAAAUGGCCAGCAACCAGCCCUGGCCAAAGGUUCCACGUCCCAUGUCCUGGAGCAGCUAUUGUAAAUGUGGAUUUCUAAGAAUGGCCAUGUUUUCCUUCAUGUAAGUGCCUGUUCAGAGUUUCAAAUUUUCAAAAUGCCAAAUAUUUUCAUGGUCACUUGCAUGUAGUAAUCUAGGAGAUACUCAGAGAUUUUGAAAACCAAUUGUAUUUAACCAGCCUCAAGUUGUGCAACCAUGAUAUAUAAUAAAUAAUUUGAAACAGAAA
This is a messenger RNA of Acomys russatus (golden spiny mouse), 2556 nucleotides long. RefSeq names its product VPS26 retromer complex component A (gene Vps26a). Gene Ontology annotation, cellular component: endosome; retromer complex. The record is from RefSeq and is a predicted model, not a curated record. NCBI's taxonomy places the organism in Eukaryota, Metazoa, Chordata, Mammalia, Rodentia, Muridae. Gene Ontology annotation, biological process: intracellular protein transport; retrograde transport, endosome to Golgi. Bases 127 to 1110 code for a protein of 327 amino acids. The transcript is spliced from 9 exons.